This is a messenger RNA of Aphanomyces astaci, 1711 nucleotides long. RefSeq lists its product as hypothetical. The coding region runs from base 31 to 1641 and encodes 536 amino acids. Gene Ontology annotation, cellular component: membrane. Gene Ontology annotation, biological process: transmembrane transport. Gene Ontology annotation, molecular function: transmembrane transporter activity. Lineage: Eukaryota; Oomycota; Saprolegniomycetes; Saprolegniales; Verrucalvaceae. The transcript has a single exon. The record is from RefSeq and is a predicted model, not a curated record.
AGUCGACCCAAGAAGUCCAACACCGAUCCCAUGUACAAGAACGACCAUCCUGCCGUGCAGUAUGACACGCGCGGUCAGCCCGUCGAUGCCUAUGGACGCCCCAUCGCCAUGGCAGCCCCUGUGCCAUACACCAGCAGCGCAUCGGUAGGCACUGUGGCGCCUAUCAAACCAACGGUCGCCGCUCCCUCCGGCUUCCGAGACUGGCCUUUCGCAAUCUUGUUUCUUGGCAACAUUGGUGCGAUUAUAGUGUUGCUGAUCAUGUACGGAUCGACGGUGUUCAAUUCGCUGAAUGGUACCUCCAAGACGGCGUUCCCCUCAUCGUCCUCUACGUUUUCGUCCGACAACGUCACGACGAUCUUGUACUUGUGCGCUGGAUUGACGGUGAUCGCGGCAGUGCUGUCGUUGGCCAUGCUCAGCUUCACGAUCCGCUAUGCGCGUCAGAUGAUUCAAAUCGCGCUGUGGUGGAGUGUCGUGAUGUUUUUCGGGUUUGCCGCGUUUGCAGUCAUCAAGAAGAAUUACACGGUGGCCAUCGUGACGGGGAUCAUCGGGUUGUUCGCGCUGUGCUACGCGUACGCCGUACAGGAUCGCAUUCCGUUUGCGGCGGCCAACUUGCGUGCCGCGGGCGCUGCCAUCCGCAAGCACCCGUCCACGCACUUGGUUGCGUUUGUGUUUUUGCUGGUGCAGAUCGCGUGGGUGUUUGUAUGGGCGUUUGCCGUGGUGGGGAUCACAAACAAACUGACGGAAAACUCGACCCCGGCGCCUACUUCGCGCACCGCGACCGUCGCCAGCGGCGGUCGAUGCAUCGCGUCCGCGCAAUGCUUGACCAACUAUUGCACCAGCGGCGUGUGCAAAGAACCGAACGUGUACGCGCAACUCAAGAGCACGUCGUACGUGGCGUACUUUUUCCUGCUCUUGUCGUUCUUCUGGGGCGUCCAAGUGUUCAAGAACAUCAUCCACGCCACGGUGGCCGGCACGGUUGCAACCUGGUGGUUUUCCAGCGACUCCAAGGGCGCGACCGGCGCGUCCCUUGGCCGCGCGACCACGACGUCAUUGGGGAGCAUCUGCUUUGGCUCGUUGAUCGUCGCGGUGUUGCAAACCCUGCGGCAAUUGGCGGAAGAAGCCAGUCGCCAGGGCGACUGCGCGGCAUGCAUUGCGCAGUGUAUCCUGGGCUGCCUGCAGAGCCUCAUGGAAACGUUCAACCGGUGGGCAUUCGUGUACGUGGGCAUCUACGGGUACAAGUUUAUGGACGCCGGCCGCGCCGUGAUGCAGCUGUUCCACGACCGCGGGUUCGACGCGAUCAUCAACGACGACCUGGUGGGGACCGCGCUGACCUUUGCCGCGUUUGGCGUCGGGUGCCUCUGUGCGCUGCUGGGGCUCGUGUACUAUUACAUUGACGUGUCCAACCAGUUUCAGUAUGCCGAGUACAUUUUGCCCUUGACGGGGCUGUUCUUUGGCCUCGGAGUGGCGAUUAUCCCCAUGGGAGUUGUGGACAGCGCCGUGGCCACCAUCUUCGUCUGCUUUGCCGAAGACCCCGUCGCGUUGCAGCACUCGCAUCCGGAACACUUCAAUGAGCUCAUGACCGAGUGGCACCGCCAGUACCCUGAAAUCAUGGUCGCGUCGGGGUACUACGUCGUGGCGUAAACCGUGUUAAUCAUACUUACUACCCAGAGAUUACUUUCCAUAAGAUAGUUGGUUGUGGAAAAGUAGCAAC